AUAUAUAUUGAAAAGUUGCAAUGAAGUUACAGAAAUCAAUUCAAUAUGAACUAGACUUUAUAUAAACCCAAAAUACAAUUCGAGGUUUCUAAAGUAUUGAAAAAUCACUGGAUAUAUCUGUUGAAGUAUAAGAGAUCUAGCGAUAUGGAGGAGGUCGUGCUCGUCAGAACUGAUGGAACAAGUGUCUGUGUACAAGAUGGCGGCGCCCGGGGCCUUAACUGUCGUGAAAAUCGCCAGGAAGUAGCCCGUAAACGGAAGCCGUGCGGUGUCGCAGCGAGCCGCGGAUCCCCGCUCCAAAGGAUGUGAUCCGAGGAAGAAGAAGAAGAAGGCCGAGUCCGGGCCAGAGGAGCCUUUUUCUACACUAUCACGAGGAAAUCCGGAUUAUCCUCGGGCCAGUAUUGUGAUCUUCUUCGUGGCCACGCCGACGAUGGAGUCCAGGGAACGCUACCAAGAGCUCUGCAGGCUUUGCGCAUCCUACGACGCCGUCAAAAUGGACAUCUUCGGUCAAGAAGGCAAAAACAGACAGCUUGUUGACAAGAUACAAGCUUGUUUGCCAUUUAAGAUUGCAGAAGAUGAUCGAUUACCAAAAUGCCUUUGUUAUCGGUGUAUGUACAAUUUGGAAAAUUUCUAUGAUUUUAGAACAGCAUGUGUUAAUGCAGUGGCUCUAUUAGAAAGGUGUUUGUCACCUUCAGAAUCGAAUGAAGAUGUUACAACUCUAACAUGUUUUAAUGACUCAGAAUUCUUUAAAGGAAGAAAAAGUAUACCAGUGUUGAUUCCAGAAGCUCCUAUUGUAAAUCCAAAUGCUGCCUUAGGCACACCUCCUAGAUUAAAUUCUGAUGGUGAGGCUGAUCAUGACACUGAAGAAAUUGUUGAUAACAGUGGUACAGAUGAAGCAACAAUAAUAGAUGAGUCUGAAGAUCGUCAUUCAGUAGAGUAUGAAAUGGAUAUGGAAACAAAUCCAAGUGAUUUUUUGGAAAUGACCUCAAUAGUUACAGAAGAACCUGAUGAAUCAGAAUUAAGACAUCAAGAAAUUUCCAAUAACUUACCAGAGCAUACAUCUCAGCAACAUGAAGUUUAUGUUUGUUCCUUGUGCAGUAAAGCAUUUAGUUCAAAAGGUCAUUUAUCCUUACACGCACGCAUUCAUGUUGGUGCCGGUGAUGUGAUUGGUGAAAAAGUUCUUACAGAUGAUCAUACAUCUUAUAAAAGACCUUAUCAAUGUGAUCUUUGUCAUAAAUCAUAUUCCACCGCAAAACAUCGUUGGGGCCAUGUUUCAACAACUCAUAGAGGUCAUCCUGCAGUGACAUGUGGUUAUUGUUCACGGAUUUACUCUACUCGAACAAAUUUAGAAGAACAUAUAAAAUCACGUCAUGCUGGUCUUCCAGCAUCUAUGGAAAUUCCAGUAAACAAUGUUUAUCGUUCAGAAAAUAGAUAUCAGUGUAAUGCUUGUGGAAAGAUUUGUAUGGAUGCUAUGGAAUUGAAUCUUCAUGGCAGAAUUUGUUCUGAAGGACAAAGAUUAGAUUUUCCAGGAAAAAUCGGGAUUGCAGAUAAUAAAGUUAUGGAUAGUUCUGAAGCUUCGAGUAUCGGAAGUGAUGAUGAUAGCAAAGAUUAUAGAAAUGCAGAAGCUAAAUUAGCAAAAAAUCCUCAGUUAACUAUUUUAAAACAAGCAUUAACAAAAGGAGAUAGUCUCAAGCGAGAUUUUGAAGAUAAAUUUACAACAAAUAGCAAACCAAAAAAAUUACCAAAAAUAGAGCACAUUAAUAUUCAAAAUAAAAAAUGGUAUUGUGAAUCUUGUCCUCAGUAUUUUACUUCAAUUGAGGAUUUAAAAGAACAUGAAGCAAUUCAUGAUGCUGAUAAGCCAUUUGUUUGUAUUUUAUGUAAAAAAGAUUUUGUCCUUAAGUCUUCUUUAAGUAGACAUAUUCAAACUUUGCAUGGUGUUGAUCCAUGUCCUAUAAUAGAAAAUGAUAAAUGUUUAAAGAAAAUUGUUUUACAAAAUUGGAAUGAAUCUAUGGACUUUGAUUCAUAUGAGGGCAAGAUCUCUUCUGAAUUUCCGUUUUCUCCAGAGAUAAAUGCAGAAAAUGAAGAAGAUCAUGAGAGUGGACACGAAAAUCUCAUUGAAAUUGAAACUGUAUUUGUUUGUGAAAUUUGUACUCGCGAUUUUAAUGAUCGUGCAUCUCUUUGGCUUCAUAUCCGUGCUACUCACAAAGAAUUUGCAGCAUUUGCAUGUGGUGUUUGCUUAAAAAUUUGUUCAGACAAUACACAACUCUUAAAUCAUGUUAAUAUGUAUCAUGGUGGUUCAAAAUUGUUACUUUCUGAACAAAGAAGAUAUAGUUGUACUAUUUGUGGUAGACAACAUGAUUAGAAAAAAUUAAUUGCACAUGUGUCUAUACAUAAUAUGGAUCCAAAUUAUGAUCCUGCAACUUUUGUUCAAUUGAAUAGUAAUUAUUAUGGAGAAAAUAUUAAUGGUAAUGAAACUACAGAACAAAUGCUAGAUUAUGAAGAAGAUGGAGAUAAAGUAGAUUGUUAUAUUUGUUAUAAAUCAUUUCCUAAUGAAGAUCAUUUGAUACGACAUCAAAGAAAUGCACAUAGAUCAGAACAAUUAGUACCUACGGGGGAUCCUUUAAAUCCAUCGAAUUUAAAUAGCAGUGGAAAUAGAGCUCAAUAUCAUCUCUUUUUUGUUUGUGAACUUUGUGGAAGUUCGCAUCCUAGUAAAUGGGAACGUUGGUUACAUGUUAGCUCUUCACAUAAUAAUGAAUCAGCGAUAAAAUGUGAUCGUGAAGAUUGUGGUAAAAUUUUUGCUACAAAAUCUCUUAGAAAUGAACACAUUCAACAUCAUGCAAUUCAAGGCUCAUCCCCAAAUACUUGUGAAAUUUGUGGUAAACUUUGGGGUAGUAGAGUUGAUUAUUGGAAACAUGUUAUGGGCGUUCAUUCGGAUACUGUUCCAUUAAUUUGUGGUGUCUGUUUAAAAGUGUUUCCCAAUGUUUUACAAUUAAGCACUCAUGUAAGAUCGAAACAUUGGCCAUUAACAAAUGGUGAUUUUAGUUGUGACAUUUGUGGUAGACCCUAUUCAAAUAAAUCUAAAAUGUCUAGACAUAGAAAAAUCCACGGUUUUGAAGAAAAUUGUGAUAAUGGGAUAGAAAAUAGUGAAAAUAAAGUAGAUGGACGAAUAAGAGAAACUGAUUUAAGUUGUGAACUUUGUGCAGAUUUGAAAUUUACUAAUUUAGAGAAGUUAUGUAAUCAUAGACGAAUUAUUCAUGGACUUUUCCCUUGUGAUCUUUGUAAUAAAUGUUAUGGAAGAACAUCACAUUUAUGGAAACAUGUAAACAGAGUCCACAAAGGUCAUGAAGAUGUAACUUGUCCUUAUUGUUUGAAAACUAGUGCUUCAAAAGAUCAUUUAGCAGCACAUAUCUCAAAAAUUCAUAGAUAUGAACCUGAUUCUAGAAAAGAUGGAAAAGAUAAUAGACAAUUUAAAACUGAAGAAGUUAGUUUACAUUAUUGUGAAAAAUGUAAUAAAGGAUUUCAUAAACGGUAUCUUUUACGUAGACAUAUGAAGGGAUGUCAGAAUUAUAGAAAAGAUCCAGGUGCAUUAUUAACGAGAUGUAGGGCUUGUGAAAGAAUAUUUAAAGAUCGUGCUAGUUUACAAAAACAUAUUGAAAAUCAUCAUAGUACAUACACAUGUCAUCUUUGUAAUGAAACAAUUACCUCAAAAUUAGGAAUUAUGACACAUAAUAGGGUGAAACAUAUGGAUCAUCCAGAUUUAACUUGCAAUUUUGGAUCUUGUAGGAAAUUAUUUAGAACAAAAGAAGAUUUAGAAACUCAUAGAAAAGAUCAUAGAUAUCAUACUACUCCCAAUGUAUGUGAUUUUUGUGGUGAUACUGUUGAAAAUAAACUAAAAUUGAAAAUGCAUGUAUUAUCUCUUCAUCGUAAUGAAAUUGGUGUAUCUUGUGGAGUAUGCUUAAUUCCGAUGAAAGAUCCAAAAGAACUUAAAAAUCAUGUAGAAGAAGUUCAUUCCAGUGUUCUUUCAAGGCCUAAUACAUGCCAAGUUUGUGGAAAACAAUAUGCUUCAAAGUGGAAAGCUUUUGAUCAUACUAAGAAAUGUCAUGGAAAAGUAUUUAGGACUUGUAAACAAUGUUUAGCUGUUUUUACUGAAGAUUCAACAAUUAGAGAUCAUUAUGAAAGAAUACAUAAUAUUCCCAAAGAUCAACUUGCUGCAUUUGAACACAGAUUAGAUAUUGGUUCAAAAAAUGAGGAUUUUGAAAUAGAAUCUCCUGAUAUAAUAAUUAAAGAAGAACCAGAAGAUUUAGAAUAUGAUGUAGAUAUAUGUGAUGAGGAUUCCAAUGAUUCAAAAAGAAGAAGAUCCUUAACUGAUACUUAUGAUUGUGAAAUGUGUCCAGAAAUGUUUGUAAAUAGUGAUGGUCUUUCGAAACAUUAUCGAAAUAUGCAUAAUACAGAUCCAGAAAGAAUGUUUAAAAAAUUAAAACAAGAUGAACAAAGAAAAAUGCGUGGGAAAAUGAAUUUCUUUUGUAAAAGUUGUAGGAAGCAAUUUUGUACAAAAACAUUAUAUUGGAAUCAUAUUGCAACUUGUAAGAAUAUACAAAAGGAAGAAGAAUUAUUAACUUCAAGAAAUGAUAUGUUAAGUAAUCAAGAGCAUUUGAAGAAUAAUAAUGAAAUUAAAAAAGAAGAACCUACAUCAAAUUUAAAUAUUCCUGAUUUUAAUCUCUUUGAAGAUAUAAAUCUUCAGCUUUCUGGUCAAAAACCUCUUCCAAAUCUUAUGCCACUUUCUCAAAGGACAAAAUCUUCAAUAAAAUGUUCAAGAAAAGAUUCUAGAAAAGUUUAUGAUGAAUCAACAAAUACAGAAUGUGCUUGUGAAGUGUGUGGAAAACAAUGGCCAGCAAAAAAACAUUUAUGGCAACAUUUAAUUCGUUUCCAUCGUGCAGAAGCAGCAGUCACUUGUGGAGUAUGCCUGAAACUUUGCAAAGAUUAUAAUAAUUUGGCAGAACAUUUAAAAGCUGCACAUGAAGCAAUUCUUUCAACUGAAGGAAAUAAUUUUACAUGUAAAAUUUGUGGCAGAUAUCAUAAUGCACGGAGUAAAUUGUUACUACAUACAAGUAUUCAUAUUGGUCAUGCGGGUACUAGCACUUGGUGUUCAAAAUGUCGAAAAAAUAUAACUGAUGAAGCUACACAUCCAAAUAUAUGUACUGGAAAAACAGAAGAAGAACAAUUGAAAAACAAUGAGAAAACAGAAGGAAGUUUGAUAGCGGAUGAUGCGAUGAUUGAAGAAGUAGAAGAAGGAGAUUAUGAAUCUGAAGCAGAAGAAGAAGCAGAUACAGAAGAAUCUGAAAGUGAUAGUAGUACUGAAGCUGAAGAAGAAAAUGAAUCAGAGGAUGAAUCUAGAGCAACUGGAGAAAUUACUUACAAUUCAGAAAGCGAAGAUUCAGAAGAACUAGAUAAUUUAGAAAUUGAUGGAAAAAAUUUACAAGAUUAUACUUUAGAACAUAUUCAAGAAGUCAAAAACAUAGAUGCAGAGAAAGAUCAUGCAAGUUUAUCAGAUGAUGAUGAACCUCCAGUUCUCAGUCCAAUAAUGCCUUUGAUGUCUGAAAAUAUAUCUAUAGAACAGUCAAUAGGUCAUAAACUUGGUUCUAUAGUGCCUUUAACUAGUAAAGGAAUAGAAAUGUGCAAUUUAUCAGAAAUCCAAAAUCGAUGUUCUCCAAAAUCUAUGAAUUUAUAUGAAAAACAUUUAUCUAAAAAUAAAUCUUUAGAACUUGAAUCUAAAACAUUUGUAAAUCGUAGUGAUGAAGAUUUUGAAGAUACAAAAAAUGAAUUUGAUGAAAAUUCUACUGAAGAAAAUGAAGAAGAAAAUGAAAAUAAUGAAGAGAUUGAAGAAAAUGAUGAUAUUGAAUUAAAUGAAGAAAUAGAAGAAACUGAAGACAAUGGAGACAUUGAAAAAAACGAAAACAGUGAACAAAUUGAAGAAAAUGGUGAUAUUGAAGAAAUAGAAGAGAAUGAAAGAAAUGUUAUUGAAGAAAUGGUAGAGAAUGGAGAAAUUGGAGAUAUUGAAGAAAUGGAAGAUAAUGAAAGAAAUGAAGAAAUUGAAGAAUCAGAAGGGCAUGAAGGAAAUGAAGAAAUUGAAGAAACAGAAGAAGAGGAAGAAAAUGAAGAAAUCGAAGACAGAGAGGAAAAUAUGCAAUUGGAUGAUCUAGAAGGAGCUGUUCUGAUGGUAGCCAAUGGAGAUCAAAUAUUAAUUCAGCAAGAAAUAUUGGAAGAUGAAAAUGAAAAUUCAAAUCAAGAAUAUGUUUAUUCUGCGCUUAGGUAUAGUACAGAAGAAGACAGUGAUAAUGAAAGGAAAUGAGUGCCAAAUUGAAAUUAAAUAAUUUGAAGAAAUGAUAUGAUAACAUU
Molecule: messenger RNA, 6393 nt
Organism: Apis florea (little honeybee)
Lineage: Eukaryota; Metazoa; Arthropoda; Insecta; Hymenoptera; Apidae
Biological process (GO): regulation of transcription by RNA polymerase II
Cellular component (GO): nucleus
Molecular function (GO): DNA-binding transcription activator activity, RNA polymerase II-specific; RNA polymerase II cis-regulatory region sequence-specific DNA binding; zinc ion binding
Source: RefSeq, a predicted model, not a curated record